Glycine soja is the source of this 785-nucleotide messenger RNA. Its product is annotated as vascular-related unknown protein 1-like. The record is from RefSeq and is a predicted model, not a curated record. Gene Ontology annotation, biological process: xylem development. The transcript is spliced from 3 exons. Bases 20 to 577 code for a protein of 185 amino acids. NCBI's taxonomy places the organism in Eukaryota, Viridiplantae, Streptophyta, Magnoliopsida, Fabales, Fabaceae.
UCUUGUUAGAGUUUGAUUAAUGGAUCAUUCUCUGAAUUUUUCAUCUAGAGGCAGAGCAGUACCUGGCUGCAAAAACCAAAGUGGUUCUGAUGAGGAAAGUGGAUGGACAUCUUACUUAGAAGAUUUCUCAAAAGGCAUAGAGCCAAGUUAUUGUUCCAGUUUGGAUGGCUCCUCUUUGCUCUCAGAUGCUGCUUCUUGUGCUGCAUGGAAAUUUUCUCAUCAGAAUUUUAAGGUCAGCACUGCACCAAAUCUACCCAAAAAACUAAGCUUCAAGAAAGCAAGAGCCAAACAGAUAUCAGAGGAUGACCCUUUGGAAGACACUGCUAGCUCUCCAGUCAAUAGCCCCAAGGUUAGAGACUUGAAUCCAGCUGAAAUGAGUUCUAGGAAGGUUGAUGAUCAACUAGAAGGUUCUAUGGGUAAGGAAUUCAUCACAUCAUCAGAGCAUUAUUCAGAUUUGAAGAUGGAUGAUAAUGAGCAUGAAUUAAAAUUUAAUGGAAAGAACAUUGAUUGCACAGACUUGAAGAAAAGGGGGCUAUGCUUGGUUCCUUUGUCUUUGUUGGUUAAUUAUUUGGGGUGACUGAUACUUUUGUCUAUAUACACCUCUCUCUCUCUCUCUCUUUCUAUAUAUAUAUAUAUAUAUAUAUAUACCCCUCCUUUUCUAUGUGUUCUUCUAUGUGGCUCAAGUUAUGGAAUUGUAUAGUAUUAAAGAGCAUGAUCAGUGACUGUGAUGUAUAAUUUGUUUGUGACUGUGUAUAUUAAUUAAUUCUAGUUAGUAGUUUGGUAAA